This is a messenger RNA of Chrysochloris asiatica (Cape golden mole), 936 nucleotides long. RefSeq names its product olfactory receptor 5L1-like. Gene Ontology annotation, cellular component: membrane. Gene Ontology annotation, molecular function: olfactory receptor activity; odorant binding; G protein-coupled receptor activity. Gene Ontology annotation, biological process: sensory perception of smell; G protein-coupled receptor signaling pathway. Lineage: Eukaryota; Metazoa; Chordata; Mammalia; Afrosoricida; Chrysochloridae. The transcript has a single exon. The record is from RefSeq and is a predicted model, not a curated record. Bases 1 to 936 code for a protein of 311 amino acids.
AUGGACCAGGAGAAUUGCACAAGAGUGUCAGAGUUCAUUCUCCUGGGAUUAUCAGACAUCCCAGAGCUGAGAGUCUUCCUUUUCAUGUUGUUUCUUCUAAUCUAUGGAGUCACAGUGUUGGGAAAUCUGGGUAUGAUUACAGUGAUUCAGGUCAGCUCUCAGCUACACACUCCCAUGUACUUUUUCCUCAGUCACUUGUCCUUUGUGGAUUUCUGCUACUCCACCACUAUUGUGCCCAAGAUGCUGGACAACAUCUUAAACGAGAACAAAGCCAUUUCUUUCCUGGAAUGCAUGGUGCAAUUCUAUUUGUUUUGUUUUUAUGCAAUCACUGAGGUCUUCCUGCUGGCCGUGAUGGCCUAUGACCGCUUUGUGGCCAUCUGCAACCCUCUUCUAUAUAUGGUCAUCAUGUCCCAAAAACUCUGUGUAGGGCUGGUGUCUGGCUGCUACCUAUGUGGAACUGUGUGUUCUCUGAUUCACAUAUGUUUACUUUUUGAAAUCCCAUCCUAUCAUUCAAAUGUGAUUAACCACUUCCUAUGUGAUCUGCAUCCUAUCUUAUCUCUUGCGUGUUCUGAUGUCUCUUUGAAUGAACUGCUAGUGUACAUUGUGGCCACAUUCAAUGAGAUCAGCACCAUUGUGGCUAUCCUCACCUCAUACUUGUUUAUUCUCAUCACCAUCCUGAGGAUGCGCUCUGCAGAGGGAAGGCAAAAAGCCUUUUCCACCUGUGCCUCCCACUUCACAGCCAUUAUUGUCUUCCAUGGAACAAUUCUUUUCAAUUACUGUCGGCCCAACUCUGGCAACAGUCCAGACACAGACAAGGUAGCCGCAGUGUUCUACACUGUGGUGAUUCCCAUGCUGAACCCCCUGAUUUACAGCUUGAGAAACAAGGACGUGAAAGCUGCUCUCAGGAAAAUGAUGGGCCUCAAAAUAUUUGUUUAG